This is a messenger RNA of Culex quinquefasciatus (southern house mosquito), 2485 nucleotides long. RefSeq names its product G-protein coupled receptor daf-37. Gene Ontology annotation, biological process: G protein-coupled receptor signaling pathway. The transcript has 6 exons. Bases 136 to 1623 code for a protein of 495 amino acids. The record is from RefSeq and is a predicted model, not a curated record. NCBI's taxonomy places the organism in Eukaryota, Metazoa, Arthropoda, Insecta, Diptera, Culicidae. Gene Ontology annotation, molecular function: G protein-coupled peptide receptor activity. Gene Ontology annotation, cellular component: membrane.
CAAUGCCACAAUGUUCGAGCAUGCUGCAUUCCCGUUGAUUGCUUGGCCAUCCGUAGGACUGGGAGUUAUUGUUGAGGACGUCAUAGCGUCAUCAUCAUCAGUCUCUGCCGCCGCCACUGCCGCCGUAGGACUACGAUGCUAAGCGCUGAGGAACGCGUUCUGGAAUGGUUUCACUAUAUCUACCACAACGAUUCCUCUACCACCCUGAUCCUCAACACUACCGAAUUCCGGCGACGCCUGUUCGCCAUCCUAGACGCCAACUCGACCACCACCAGCCCCUCCACGAUGAACGGCCCCACCAAGCUAUACCGGCGGGCGUUCGAGUUCCAGAACAUUUCCGAGCACAAUAUCACCCACGAGUACGUGAACGACUUCCUGGAGAAGCUGUUUCAGUCGCUGAACCGGGUCAACCGUACGACCGCGCCGGCCAUCGAGGAUGACUGGGGAGGCGGCGAUUCCGGCCCGGAUGAGCACGGCAACUGCAGCGAUUACUGCAAGGGCCUCGUGCGGGACCUGUUGAUGGACUACAAGAUCCUGCACGGGUACAUUGCGCUUGUGAUAUGCGUGUUUGGCACGAUUGCCAACAUCCUGAACAUCGUCGUCCUGACGCGCAAGGAGAUGUGCAAAAACCCCAUCAACCGCAUCCUGAAAUGGCUCUCCGUGACCGACAUGUUCGUGAUGAUGGAGUACAUCCCGUUCGCGUUCUACAUGUACUCGAUACUGCCAGACCGCCAGGACUACCCGUACUCGUGGGCGGUCUAUCUGAUGUUCCACAUGCACUUCACCCAGAUACUGCACACCAUCUCGAUCCUGCUGACGGUGUUGCUGGCCGUGUGGCGAUACAUCGCAAUCAAACAUCCGCACGGUUCAUUAGCCCUCUUCGCCCAAUCUAAUUACAGUUAUGCAAUCCUGUUCUGCUACGUGCUGGCCCCCAUCCUGUGCAUGCCGACGUACUUUGUCUUCACGAUACGGCAGACACGGGUCUACAAGGACGACGCCCCCGUCAUGCUGUACCACUUGGACGCGGACGAGAACACUUCCGUUUACCGCUACAACUUUUGGAUCCACUCGGUUAUCAUCAAGCUGCUGCCGUGUGCGGUGCUGACCGUAAUCAGCUGCGUCCUGAUCAACGUCCUGUGGAAGGCGAGCAAGCGGAAGCUGAAGCUUAAACAGGGCGCAAAUUUGGUGCCCAGUAAAAACGGUGCGACGACGGCAGGGGUCACUUCGUCGCCGAGUCACGCCACCAGCUGUGCCACCACCAACGCCACAGCUGGGCCUGUCGGUGUUGGGAACGGAACCAGACACCCCAAGGCGGACCGCCGCGCCGACCGAACCACGAUGCUGCUGGUGGCGGUGCUGAUGCUGUUCCUGGUGACGGAGUUCCCCCAGGGCAUCCUGGGCCUGCUGAGUGGCAUCCUGGAAAAGUGCUUCUUCAAGCGUUGCUACGCGCUGUUUGGCGAGAUGAUGGAUCUGCUUGCCUUAAUCAACGCCGCCAUCGGUUUCGUGCUGUACGGCCUAAUGUCGAAACAGUUCCGCACUAGCUUUAAGUCGGUUUUUUGCAAAACUCCAACCCAUAGGGUCGAGAUGACCAGGAUGACGGGCAUCACGACGACCUGCGUCUGAUCGGGCGGGACAGUCCUACGGAAGGAUUCUAGGGCGAAUUUAGGCACUCAUCUCAUUCGUAUCACACUAGCACUGGUAGUUGACAAUGGGUUAGCCAUUUGGGUAGCGUCCAAAUUUUAAAAACUCCUCUGAUAUUGGUCAAAAUUUACGAACUAAAUUUAUACUAGAAUCUAGAUACAAAAAGUCCCAAGGGUUUUUAGCUUGGGUUGGAGUUGUGAUUUGAAAGGAUUUACUGUGUAAAUAUAUAAUCACUGAGCUUGAACAACGAAGGCAUCACCUGGGGAAAAAACGGUGGUGCAAUCGUAAUCCGUAGGCCAAGCUGUGGUGGUAAUACUUCCAAAGCUGUGUAGCAAAAGUCCGCUAUAUCCCACCUUGUACUCCCCCGCCCCCCUCGAGUUCGCCGUAUGCGUUUGAGCCCACACGCGAUACGGACAGAGCAGUCGAACCAACGGAACGAUCUCACAAAAUUGGAAUGGUUACCACCAUUUAGUAAGAACGAAGCAAACUAAAUAAAUUUAGAUGUGUAUUUGUUAAAAGGAACAAAAAAAACUAGUGUAAUUUGUAAAACUAAAAGUUUAUAAACGUUUAAAAACAAGCGAACCGAAAAAGGUACAAACUACUCAUUGGCAUGAAAGAGAAGAUUACUAUAAAAAAAAGUUACACGUUUAGGCUGGCAGAGUUCUAUGACGAGUUAGAUUUCACAAAGUUUCACCCCGCAGGUAGACACAACGUUGUGAUUCCAUCGUGGAUUUCAGAGUUUAGGAUCGUGUAUAUUUUUUCUAUUUAUCUGAAUGCUGAAUGUAAAACAAAACCAAAGAGUUUCGUUCACUUUAAAUGGACUAAUAAAAGCGUUAGCGAAAUC